AUAAUGUAAAAUAAAAAUGUAUAAGCUUAAGCGAUAGACAAUCAUUUAGUAAUUAAAUUAUGAAUGUUAUAUAACUUGAUUCUGAUGUGUGAAGCAAUAUCACACACUCCUUUGUUGCAGAAUUACAAUAACUUGAAACUUGGCCCUUUGAUAUGAUGGAUAAUGGCUAAAUUAUUAUCUCUGGUGUCCCGAUUGCAAUUGGUCAUAACUUGGUAGCCCACUGCGAGAGGUGAUUGGUUUUCGCAAUUCUUGGUAGUGGGACGCCAUUUGAUUGGUCAAUUCUUGGUAGCGAUAAGCGAUUUGAUUGGCUUUCAUGUGACGGCCGGAGCUCGACGUGGCGGGUUCGACUGCCAAUAUUGCCGAUUAUAGAUGACAACUGACCCUGAUGUCUUGGUAGCUUCCCGGCCGCUGAUUGGCCGGAACCUCAAAUUCUUGUUAGAUUCGGGUUAGGAGACUGGAAGCUGAUUGCCUCUCGCUACCUACAAUUAACUCGACCGGUUUUGAACUUCGGAGAAAAGACGAACAGGCAAAUCAAAGGGAGAAUAAUAACUACAUGAAAAGGAUUGAAGAAGACAGUAAUGCAACAACUGGAACUAUCGUUUAUUUUUUCCCACUGCAAAAUAGGAAGUGAUAAUGAUCUUUCUCCACUCAUCCUUUUUUUAUUUCAACAAAGCUUUAUUGUGAAAUACUAGCAGGGCGAGGGGAGUAUCUAGCAUUAUAAAUUGGAAUAUUGAGCAAUAAGUGAAUUUUUUUUUUAGGGAAAAAUGCGACUCCGGUGGGACUCGAACCCACAACCUUUGAAUCACUUGCUUUAGUGCCUAGAAGUCCAAUGCGCUAUCCAUUGCGCCACGGAGCCACUUGUUGCCUCUUAUAUGAAGUGUAAACCAUAUAAUAAUAUGAUGAUAUGGUAUUAUACUAUAAUCUAUUUAGGAAUACAAAACUAGAUUGAAUAGAUUUCUCAUCUAUGAGACGAUAACCUCACGGAGAGUAAAUAAUGCAAGCAUGUUAUGCCCUAUAUUGAACACUGGAUGGCGCUGAAGACAGUCACCUGCUCACCCACAAGUGAGAAUUCUGAGAAAAAAAGUCAGGAUUCAGAGAAAAAAGGCAGGAUUCUGAGGAAAAACGUUAGAAUUCUAAGAUUAAAGUCACAAUUCUGAGGGGAAAAAAGUCACAAAUCUGAGAUUAAAGAAAAAUAAUUCCGAUCGUCGCGCUGUACCUCACGUGGAGCAAAUAAUGCAUGUUAUGUGCUAUAUUGAACACUGGAUGGUGCUGAAGAUUAACGAGAAGACAGUCACCUGCUCACACAACGUCUCAGAAUUCUGAGGAAAAAAAAGUCAGAAUUCUGAGAUUAAAGUCAAAUCUGAGACUUUUUUGUAAGAAGUCAUGUUGUUUUAUUUAUUUUUUCUUUCCUUAAUUUUUUUUUUUUUUUUAAUGUGGCCCUUAUACUCUUCCGUUAUUUCACACAUGAAGCAACACAACAAUAUACCUUUCUUGUAUUACUUAUUAUAAAUAUAAUAUAAUAAUAAAUCUGCAGGAUAAAUCUGCAAAAUAUUUCACUCCGGACAGUUUUUACAAGCACGCUGUUUCCACAUCCUGUCCAGCGGACAGAGAUGUACACGGCUAGUGACUCUUUUUUUCAGCCGUAGCUUUUCUUUUCGUCUUCAUCAACAAAUUCAAUGUACAAUCAAAGUAAUUCAUACAAAUACAGACAGGUCGUGGACAAGGCCAGUGGGAGGCCUCACACAAAAACAUGAAACAAAGGACACAAAUGAAAAGUGCUAGAAACCCUCUGGACUCCUGCGUGUCUCUGACAUUUCCUGUCAGGAGCGGAAGUGUCUGGAAUUCUGCUCAGUCUCCGAAACAGACGUUUGCCUAAGGAGGACGUAGCGAACGGCGUCUGCAUCUCUUCACACUCACUCCAUCAUCAUCGUCCUGAGCCAGUGUCCCCACUUAACGUAAAUAAAAAUCGCUAUAGGACAUGCGCUACCAGGUCUGCGCAGUCGACGUGAACGCCUGCUUGGACACAGGAGAGGAUUAAGUUACCGCUGCUGGCGGUGGAUUAUUUUAUUGGCCUCUUCCUGUCACGAGUCUUUGCUGGUCUUUUUUUUUUCAACCAAGAUAAAUCGUUAUUUGAAAAACAACAACAAAACAGAUAUGUCUUUCCGGCGAGGUGUCGUCAGACAGAGCAAGUUCCGCCAUGUUUUUGCUCAGGCAUGGAAAACUGAGCACUGCAUCGAUGACGUCAGAGUGUCCCGUGUGACGUGGGACAGCCCCCUCUGUGCAGUCAACCCCAAAUUCAUCGCUGUUAUUAUCGAAGCGGGUGGAGGAGGAGCCUUCCUUGUUGUUCCCCUCAGCAAGAGUGGCAGAAUCGACCAGUCCAGCCCGACAGUCUGUGGCCAUGCAGCACCGGUGCUGGACAUCCAGUGGUCGCCUCAUGACGACAACAUCAUUGCAAGUGCCUCAGAGGAUUGCACCGUAAAGUUGUGGCAGAUCCCAGAUGGGGGUUUGACAAGUCCAUUGACCGAGCCCAUUGUGACCCUUGAGGGCCACAGUAAAAGAGUGGGCAUCCUGGCUUGGCAUCCAACUGCUUUCAACAUCCUUCUCACUGCAGGCUGUGAUAACAUCAUUUGUGUGUGGAACGUGGGGACAGGGGAGCUUGUGUACCAGCUGACCGAUGCCCAUCCAGACCUGAUCUACCAUGUCAGCUGGAAUAGGGAUGGCAGCGCUGUCUGUACUGUCUGCAAAGACAAGGCACUGCGCGUCAUUGACCCUCGAAGAGGCACCGUUCUCAAGGUGAGAGAGAAGGUCCAUGAUGGUACCAGGCCUAUGAGAGCUGUGUUCCUCUCAGAUGGGAAGAUCCUGACCACAGGCUUCAGUCGUAUGAGUGAGAGACAGAUGGCAUUGUGGGAUACUAAAGAUCUCUCAGAGCCAAUGGCUGUACAAGAAAUGGAUACAAGUAAUGGAGUUCUUCUUCCCUUUUAUGACCCUGACACAAACAUGGUCUAUCUGUGUGGAAAAGGGGAUUGCACCAUCCGCUACUUUGAGGUGACGGAUGAAUCUCCGUAUGUUCACUUUCUCAGCUUAUACAGCAGCAAGGAGCCGCAGAGAGGGGCCGGCUUUCUGAGUAAAAGAGGUGUGGAUGUCAACAAGUGUGAAAUUGCCAGGUUCUACAAACUGCAUGAAAGGAAAGUGGAACCCAUCUCAAUGACUGUACCAAGAAAGUCAGAUCUGUUUCAGGGAGACCUUUACCCGGACACAGCAAGUCUGGAGCCGGCUCUCCUGGCUGACGAAUGGAUUGCCGGGCAAGACGCGUCACCGCUGUUGGCCUCCCUGAGUGGUGGCUACUCGGCACCUCCAUCCAAGCACAGAGACACCCUCAGGAGCAAGCCCAAGCUGGUCUCACAGGACUCUGGUUCUGGGGCUGCCUCACCUGCAACUGGCCAAGUAGCAGCUCCCUGUGCCGACAAGGACACGGAAGAAGAGGUGACACAGCUUCGAGUAGCCACGAGAGAGACGGAUGGAAGUAUUGAGAGGCCGAAGAAAGAGGAUGACGUGUUGAAUGAGUUGUUGGCAGAAAUGAAGGCUCUGCGCGCCGUCGUACUCGCUCAGAGCCAGAGAAUCGAGUUGCUGGAGAGGCAGCUGGCUCGGAUUGCAGAUGGGGAUGUAUGAGGAGGCAGGAAGUUCACUACGUUCAGAGGGCAUUCCGUACUAAAUCCAUAGAGCAUAGCCUUAUUAGAAUCAACACCUUGAGCUGUGUAAGUGGAAGAAUGCGGUGUACAGUAGCAACUGACCGUGAAUCAGAGUGGAUUACAACAUCAACUAUUGCAGUGAAAACAUAAUUAGCUUCUGUGAUCGUUUUCAAGAUUGUGGUCAAGAUCAACUGUGUCAUCUACAGUUAGAAAGAGUGACACUUAAAGUGUCAUCAUUUUUUUUUUAUGUUUCUGAGGAAGUUGUAGUAGCAGCAGCUGUUUGGUGUUGCAUUUAGGAGCUUUGCAAGAUUAACUUUUGAGGACUUUAAAGGAGAUUCAGUGGCACCAUUGCCCCAAUAUGAUGUGUGAUUUAGGAGCAAACCACAUUUAUUUUAAAGCCUCGCAUUCUAUAGCUAAGCAAUCAAGCAAUUUUUUUUUUCACUCACAAACGUUAGCAUUAGGGCUCUUUAAUCAGGUAGUUAAACUUUGAUGUCAUAUCAGACCCUCAAUUGUUAACACAUCCAGUCACUUGUGUUUGGUUUUUCUCCACUGUAGGAGGCUGUGUGUGACAUUAACAAAUGAUGAUGUUCACAGAGAGAAGUACUUGAGUGAUAGGUGACGAGAGCUUAAUAUGUAUGUGUACUGUAAUUCUGUGUAGUCUUCGCAGUCAAUGAAAAGGUAACACUUGUGAUUUCUGUACCUCUUGCUGUCAGGCGGUCUGUGACAUCACGAGGAGAGAUAUUUGUCCGGAUGAUGCAACUUGAGUUACGGUCAAGGUCUCCUCACUUUUGACGUCAGGCUUUCACUUGUCAUCGUUUUUUUCAGAGCUACUAGCUAAACUGAAAGAUGCCCCGAGUAGCAUACAUGUAUACAGACCAUAAAUACGGUAUAAUCCUAAUACGUGUUACAAUGCAUACAUUAAACAUAGUCAAACCAGUUUAACAAAGGCUUUGCAGCUACAAGAAAGAGGAAGUUUCACUCAAAUGUGGAGCAUUUUAUACAGAUUGCGAUUGCAUUUGUGAUGGUGUUGUUUUCCUUUAUAUAUACACUUCAUGUACACUUCUGUUUUGCAUAUCCAUCUGUCACUUACCAUGUAACAAAGAUACAUUCCAGGUCAAGUUUCUCCAUCUCUUACUUACAUUGUAAAAUGCACAUUAUUUCUUUCUGCACCAACCUCUUAACACUAAUUGUAAAACUAGUAGCAUUUUAAAGGGGACCCCCUUUUGCGAAAGCUCAAUAAAUAUUCAUUCCUC
Solea solea (common sole) is the source of this 4942-nucleotide messenger RNA. RefSeq names its product coronin, actin binding protein, 1B (gene coro1b). The record is from RefSeq and is a predicted model, not a curated record. Bases 2155 to 3669 code for a protein of 504 amino acids. Gene Ontology annotation, biological process: cell migration; actin filament organization. Gene Ontology annotation, molecular function: actin filament binding. The transcript has 12 exons. Lineage: Eukaryota; Metazoa; Chordata; Actinopteri; Pleuronectiformes; Soleidae.